GUAACGUUCCUUGCCGAAGAGGUCAAAACAAACCCGGUGAUUGAAAGACAGUCAGCGCGUGUGGAGAGCACAGCACCCCUGAUGGCUGGUCGACUCCUUAAAGUCUCCUCUCUGGCCACAGCAGUGUUCGCCUCCUCUGGGUUUUACUUCUACACCAAACAGCUGGACCUCAAUGACCUCAGUGUGAUCCGCUUCGGAAGAGCCGCGGCUACUACGGCGGUUAUCAGCUAUGACUACCUGUCUGCUUUCAAACAUGUGGAGUACAACACGGAGGAGUACUGGGCACUCAAGUCAAAGGUGCAUCGUCGGUCGGCGGAGCGUCUUCGAGACUUGUGCUGUGCAAACCGGGGGACUUUCAUCAAGGUGGGCCAGCACCUGGGAGCUCUGGACUACCUGCUUCCAGAGGAGUACACGUCCACCCUGAAGGUGCUGCACAGCCGAGCUCCUCAGAGCAGCAUGGAGGAGAUCCAGCAGGUCAUCAAGGAAGACCUCGGCAAGGAGCUGUCAGAGUUAUUUGUCUCCUUUGAGGAGCAGCCUCAGGGUGCAGCCUCCUUAGCUCAGGUCCACAAGGCAGUGUUGCAUGAUGGGAGGACCGUGGCUGUCAAGGUCCAACACCCUAAAGUCCAGAGACAGAGCUCCAAGGACAUCAUGGUGAUCGAGGUGUUACUGCGAGCGGUCCAUUGGCUGUUCCCCGACUUCGCCUUCAUGUGGUUGGUGGAGGAGGCCAAGAAGAACAUGCCGCUGGAGCUCGACUUCCUCAACGAGGGGCACAACGCCGAGCGGGUGGCCAAAAUGCUGGGACACUUCCCCUUCCUCAAGGUUCCCAUGAUCCACUGGCAUCUGUCCACAAAGAGGAUCCUGACCAUGGAGUUUGGAGGGGGUCAGGUCAACGACAGAGACUACAUGAACACCGGCAUCAAUGUCAACGAGAUCUCAGAGAACCUGGGUAAGAUGUACAGUGAAAUGAUCUUCGUGCACGGCUUUGUUCACUGCGACCCUCAUCCGGGCAACGUGUUGGUCCGAAAAUGCCCCCAGAGCCAGAAGACGGAGAUUGUCCUGCUCGAUCACGGCCUCUAUCAGGUCCUGCAGCCUGACUUCAGGUUGGACUACUGCAGACUGUGGCAGGCUCUGAUUAAAGGAGACAUGCCCGGUGUGGAGCGCUACAGCCGCAGACUGGGAGCUGGAGAGCUGUACCCGCUGUUCGCCUGCGUCCUCACCGCCCGAUCCUGGACCGCCGUCAACGCUGGCAUCAGUUCUGUGCCUGUCACACACUCUGAGGACGUUGAGAUCCGGACCAAUGCGGCUCAGUAUUUACCUCAGAUCAGCGAUCUGUUGAACAGAGUGCCCCGGCAGAUGCUGCUGCUUCUGAAGACCAACGACCUGCUGAGGGGCAUCGAGACCACCUUACAGACCAGGGCCUCCUCCUCCUCCUUCAUCAACAUGUCUCGCUGCUGUAUACGCGCCAUGGCCAGACACAAGAGGAGUAAGGCUCGGUCCAGAAGGAGGCGCCUGCAGAUCACGCUGUCCGAGUCCCUGAACUUGUGGAAACUCGGCGUGUAUGAACUGUUUCUGAGGGUGAAAGGCUCCAUGUUGGUCCACUGGCUCUCCGUUCUGCUGACGUUUCUGCAUUGAGACACAUCAGGACUUCACAUCAGGACAGAAACGACACUCUGCAGCUGCUGAGGGGUCUGGAGGGUUUGUACACAACAAUGUUACACAAAUAAAAUACAGUAUGUGCUCUUCAGUACAACCUCAACCCACACACUCACACUCAUAAACCAUUUGCACCUGUAUAAAUGACACUUCCACAACCCUCUGGAUUCACACAGAGACACAAACAUGCGGAUGUCUGUAGAGACCUGAUGUAGCCGUGGCUGUUGAUCAUUUUUCGACCUGUUACCUCAAGAUCACAGACUUUCAGAUCUGUAAACCAUUUCCUUUAAGUCACUAACUAAUACAAGCAGACAUACAGGAGAGGAAAGAGGCCACAUGUGGAAGAAACAUUUGAGUUCUGAGUUCAGACACAUCAUCAGAUUUCUCCCUUGGUUUUUCUUCUUCUGCAAAAAAUGUAUUCUGCCAAAUUAGUAUGUAAUCAAAGGAAGUGGACAUGCAUCUAAACAUUUAACAUACUCUGUUUCCCUGUGGUAACGAAAUAAGUUUCAGGUGUUUUCUCAAGAUCUUGACUUAUUUAUCUCGUUUCCCCGGACAUGCAGAAUCAGAAAACUAACAUAGAAAUAGGCUUAACUUCCUCAUUAGUGUGGGCAAUGUCCAAUGACAUCCGGACAAUCCUGUUAUCACGGGGAAACAAGCUUUGUUAUCCUGAGAUAAUGAGAUACAUUAACCUGUUAUAAAAGCUAAAGAAGCUGUUUUAUCCUGAGAUGAUGAGACAGUAAGUCAAGGUCUCCAUUUAGUCCACUAAAUCAAAUGUCUGGAUGUAUGUCCCCUUAGGGCCUCCGUAGAUUUCUUGCACCAAAGUGUGACUUUUUUUUAGCUUUCCUUUUUCCCUUUUAAAAUAAAUAAAUCAGAAUAUUCACUUUGAUUUUACGGGAACAUUUUAUUCAUUGUUAUGCACAUAAACUCCUUUUUUAGGAAUCGUGUUAUUUUGUCAGAGUAAAAAAAAUCAGAACUCAAUUUGUUCACAUAGCCUUCUUCUUGUUCUGUAUAUAACUGUGUUUGAACUCUCAAUGAACCUUAAGGCCCAUUUAGUUAUUAAAUGAUAUUAAAUGAUAAUAUUGUUACUAUGGAUACCAAGCUUUCGUUAAAUGAUCAGUUUUUAUUUCUCAGAUUCUGAGCUUCAGAAGUCAGACGUGAUGUUGAGAUAACAGGGCGUCAUUCACAUUACCUUGUGCAACUUUUAAAACAUGAUUAUAUUCUGAUGAUACUUGACAGUGAUGUAUCGUUACACACAGACAAACCUCAUUACUUUCAAACAAUCACUCCAACAGUGAGGCGGCUGUGGAGAUUCAAACAAGCUCAUAAACAGCUGCAGAGGGAGAAAAGCAGUCGGAUUAGAAGGUAACACAGAGAGAUGGGUUAGUUUGUCAUACACAUACAAAACAAGAAUCCAACCAGGAGCAGAGUGCACUGACAUGCAUGCUACAAGUGCAGAAGGUCACAGGAAAUUCACAAAACUGCUGUGACAUCACAAACAGCAGUCUGAAUGGGGCUACUGUUUCAGCCUUGAUGAUGUUGGACAUUGGAUUCAUUCCUGCUCCUCAACAAAAUACCUCAGGCUGAAGUUUGCAUCGAGUCACAGAAGUUUCUGAUGACGCAGGAUGCACUGAAUGCUGAAAUAGUUUCUUUUCAUUGUUAUAACUAUUGUAUAAUGGUGCAUUUUGUUUACUACUUCAUUGAUACUGUAAAGCCCCGUUUCCACCCAGCAGUCCAGUUUGGUUCAGUACAGUUUUGGUACGGUAAACUCUAAACUUGCUUGUGUUUCCACAGCCAACCCUUAUUUGGUAAGCCAGAUGGAGGUCAGCUAUAUAAUAGUGUGACAUCAUAGCAGCCCAACACAGUGCAGCCCGCUAUUAAUUAAGUUAAACAUUCAAGAAGAACGGGACACAGUAAAUGAAAGGGACCCUUUAGGGACAGAUUGGUACCCUUGGCACCCCAACAGAAGGGCACCAAGAAAGUAGGAUGGUAUGGAUCCCUUACUUUGGCACCAUUCCCAACUUCCCAAAAUAGGUACAGCACCAGACCAAACUGAACCGGACCGCUUGGUGGAAACAGGGCGUAACUCUUAAGUCAGAUACCGUGCAGCCAUUCCACAAUCACACCAGUUGUUACUGUCAGUGUCAUAAAAUGUAGAUUAGGGUUUUCUGGCACAACUUCACAAACUACCAAGGUGCAUGGAGAGAGGAAGGCUCUAAGAGGUCAGAAAGGUCCAGCAGCACUUCUUGUAGUAUGAAGAUCGACUUGAUUAACUUUAUUAGACCGACAUGUUUUGGCUUGUGGCCUUCAUCAGGGUCACAAGAAAUACUGAAGUCUUUUCCCUCUAAUCAGAAAUUGGGUUUUUCCUCCAGCUUUUUAAAGAAACCUGGCAGCUUGUUUCACUCCAGCCCCAAAAAUGUAACACAACUGAUGAUGUGCCUCUGCAAAAAAAACUCCUAAUCUUUGGUCUUUUUUCAAGUUUAUUUUCUGGCUUUUAAUACCUUUAUUUCAGAGACAGGACAGUAGACAGAGUCAGAAAUCAGGGAGAGAGAGAGAGUAGGGAAUGAAAUGCGGGAAAGAAG
Molecule: messenger RNA, 4232 nt
Organism: Labrus bergylta (ballan wrasse)
Lineage: Eukaryota; Metazoa; Chordata; Actinopteri; Labriformes; Labridae
Gene: adck1
Product: aarF domain containing kinase 1
Source: RefSeq, a predicted model, not a curated record